UUUUACUUGGUCUCACCUCCCACUAAAAGACGCCGCCUCCCGGUUGACUUUGUUUUAUUUAAUAAAAUUGUUAGCCAAUCAACAAAACAAGAUGGGUCGGCGCUCUAUUAAUACCACAAAAAGUGGGAAAUACAUGAAUCCCACAGACCAAGCGCGCAAGGAGGCACGCAAAAAAGAGUUGAAAAAGAAUAAAAAACAGCGGCAAAUGGUACGAGCCGCGGUCCUUAAGAACAAAGAUCCAUCGCAGAUUCUCGAAGAGAUGGAGAAGAUCGAUGAGAUGGAGUACAAUGUGUUGCAGCCGUCGCCACUCAAUGAGAAGGUGUUGCGGGACAAGCGGAAGAAGCUAAAGGAGACCUUCGACCGUGUGAUGCGACUCUAUCACAAUGACGAGCCGGAGCACUGGGCAGAGCUGAAGCGCAAGGAGGUGGAGUACGAGAAGAAGCGCAUGAAAAAGCAGCAAUACUACGAGAGUGUCAAGCACGCCCAGAGUGUUCAAAUUGAUGAGAUUCCCUUGCCUGCUCCCGUCACACCGACCACUCCUGGGCCCACUCCCAGCGUGGCCCCUGUCGGCACAGGCUUUGGUGUGGGCGUUGGCAUGCGGGUUCCACCACCGCCUAUCGCCCUGGCCCUGCCCCCUUAUGCACCUGGCGCACCGCCGGGGGUGCCGAAAAACAGCGAUGCCAUUCCCGUUGAGGUCCAGGCAGACAAGCCCAGCGAAGAUGAAGAUAUGGAUUGGCUGGGCGUACCGCCGGGACCACCGCCGGAUCUGUUCGCCAUGUCCGAACUAGACUCGGACGCCGAGGGCAAUACCGACUACGACGGAGAAGUGGACGAGGUUGAUGAUGAGGACAAGGAGGAGGCGUCAGAGCCAAGCACUCAGAACAUUGACGACUUCAUGAAGGAAAUGGAACAUGUGCACAAACGCAAGCAUCGCAAGCUUGCCAAGGAGGAUGAUGGCGGCGACUCGCCCGACGAGGAAGACGAUGAACCGAAUGAGAUGUCUGUGCGCAGCCAAGAUAGUGACUCGGACAACAAAUCGAACCUCAGCAGCGAUAGCGAGGAUGAGCCCGAUGACGACGAGGACGAGGAUGAGGACAUGGCCGAGCUGCCGGCAAAGACGGAGCCAGCCAAACCCACAGUGCCUGCCAUAACGACGCCCGGUCCGCCUAAAGCUCCCACACUGCCACCCCUUCCGCUGCCGCCAUCGUCAUCGGUGCCGGCCCCACCACAGGUCCCCCAGCUGCCGCCAAUACACAACAUUGGGCCGCCAGCUAUAAUGUACCGUCCACCGCCCAUGCGCCCGCAAAACCCACAUUCUGGUCCCGGGGCUGGCUUUGGGAUGCGUAUGCCACCAGGUCCACCACCCGGAUCGCGGCCGCCUCAUGCUCUCGGGCCCAUGCCCCGCAUGGGCAUACGUAUGCCGCCAGGACCGCCGCCUGGUCUGCCACCCCGCAUGGCGCAUCACAACAAGCAAGGCGGACCACCGGCACCACCGCCGCUAAAGGAAUCGGCCAAGGGUGUGACCACCAUCACCGCCAAGCCACAGAUCCGAAAUCUAAGUGCGGAUGUAACGCGGUUUGUGCCCUCCACGUUGCGCGUGAAACGUGACGAUCAGCGUCGGGCGGCUCGCCCCAAACACACUGCUGGUGAUACCGGCCAUGCACCGUCGGAGUCUCACAGCAAGCCGCCCACCAAAGACGACGCCUACAUGCAGUUCAUGAACGAAAUGCAGGGUCUGCUGUAGCACUCCCCACACUUCCGGGAUGGCAGUGGGAGAGUCUCUUGGAUGCGGCUGUAAAUUGAAUAAUUUUAGUUUUAGAUAAAUUGAGUCAACCAAAGCAGCAACGGCGUUUUUGUUCUUC
This is a messenger RNA of Drosophila obscura, 1862 nucleotides long. RefSeq names its product WW domain-binding protein 11. Lineage: Eukaryota; Metazoa; Arthropoda; Insecta; Diptera; Drosophilidae. The transcript is spliced from 5 exons. Bases 92 to 1744 code for a protein of 550 amino acids. Gene Ontology annotation, biological process: mRNA cis splicing, via spliceosome. The record is from RefSeq and is a predicted model, not a curated record. Gene Ontology annotation, cellular component: spliceosomal complex.